This is a messenger RNA of Alternaria alternata, 1227 nucleotides long. RefSeq lists its product as hypothetical. The transcript has a single exon. NCBI's taxonomy places the organism in Eukaryota, Fungi, Ascomycota, Dothideomycetes, Pleosporales, Pleosporaceae. The record is from RefSeq and is a predicted model, not a curated record. The coding region runs from base 206 to 1000 and encodes 264 amino acids.
CUCAUUUCGACAUAAUAGAUGCCGAAGAUGAUAAACGGAUAAAUAACGAAGAGAUGUCAAAGACCGUCCCGGAUACUCCUGACUUGAACACCAAUUUCGUCUGCACCGGCCAAUAAUCAGGCCUCCUUCCAACUGCCCCGCCCCCGCCUCUACAAUUGAGAUUGCUCCACGCUCUCACCUCUCACCCACUGCGGCCAACUUCAGAAUGGCGGAGCAAUCACAACUUCGAGAUCUCAGUGGCCUUUCAGCGCAGUUCCGCAGCGCAAUGGAAGGUCUCACCCACCAAUGGGGCUUUGUCGUUGUGCGCACCGCCUAUGCUAAUGACAACGACGACGCACAGUGGGCUGCCGCCUUGAAGAAGCUACACGACUACGCUACCCCGUCGGAGAGUGGGGCUGAAAUGGAUCCCGACACGUUCGCACUACCCGUCAUCUCUGACAGUGCUCUUCUGCGCGGGGCUGACUAUGCCUCGGUGCGCAAGGCGUUUAACCAGUGGAUCGCAGAUUUUGUUGGCCGGGAGAGAAAUGAAGACGACGACGACGACGAAGAGUGGCCGUCGGACGUCCGGCGCAAUGUGUGCAUUGUCAUCGACGAAGCUGUACUGGCUUCGUUGCUGAAUGCGCCAGACUUUGCUCGCGGCAAAGUCCCGAACCUGGACCUGGAGCCGUGGGUCACUGUACUGGACGCCGAGGACCCGGCCAACAUGCCUUAUCGCGGAGGGGCGCCGUACAUGGGCUUCACAAGAGCCUACGCGCGUGUUCUCAGCCAGCUGUUCGAUGAUCUCGACUCGCGGUCUCUGGAGAAGCUGAGUCCGAUUCGUGUCUACGAUGGCCAGAUACCGCUUUUCACUGGUUCUUCGCAGGGCAAGCUUGUCGAUCCGCCUGGUGGUGUGGAUGGAAGAUACAAGUUUCCGCGAGGAACACCGAGGGGUGCGCAGGGAGCGCAGACUAUGUUGGAAGAGAUUGAGCGAGCGGUGGGGAGAGCAGGCAUGGGUUAUUGAUUCUGAUGAGUUGGAGGACAUCAAAUGGAAGAGGACAGAAGUGGUAGUGCAGCCUAUGCCUGCUCUUGUUCUUUUAAUUCUGAGAUGAAACUCAAAAAACUGCUUAAAAUGUUGUAGCUAGGUUACAACUUGGUAAAGAGAGGGUAUUGCCUUCACCGACCCCAGGCCAAUGUUCAAUGCAGUGCAGUAAGCGUCACGUGACCAGCGUUCAGUGUACCAGUCGGCAC